AUGUCUAGAAAAGGAAAUAUCCCCUCGGUCAAUGGGCUCACUCCUCACAACAGUCUUUUCCUCCUCUCUAACCAAUUUCUUUGUCCAUGACUGAGGAGAGAGGAAGAAGGUAUGGGCAUCAGCUCCGCUCUCUGGAAAGUACGGGACAAGGACAAGAGUCCUGCUGGAGAUCCCUGAGGCAAUGGAUUCAUCUCAAAUGGUUACUGGUGUUUUCCCUUUUGUUGGUUUGUGGUCUUCUCUUGCAAGUCUUCAGAAAUCUCCAGGAAUCCCAGGAAUACCUACUGAAGUCAGACUUUCCACCUCCCUUUGCCUUGAAGUUAUUGUCCCAGGAAGAACGCAGGAAACUCUUUAACUAUGAAGGACUCUGGUUGUUUCCCCAAAGUCAGUGUGAAUGUGAAAAGAAAUCAGGGAACUACAUCUUUCGGGAGUCCUACAGCAGGAGUGAACUUGAGGCAGUGGAAAUCAGAAGAAAGGCAGAAUUUGAACACUUCCAAAGGAGACAAGGACUGCCCCACCCUCCACCUGUGGUGGCCCAGCCAAAUAUCCCUUUUGGGUACCCUAUCCAUGGCGUGGAGGUGAUGCCCCUUCACACAAUUCUGAUCCCAGGCCUGAAGUUUGAUGGAACAGAAGCACCAUCAUACAAGGUCACCCUGAAGGCCUUAUUAGGGACCCUGAACACUCUUGCUGACACUCCAGACAAUGAGGUGCUGGGUAGAGGACAGAAGCAGCUGACCAUAUUGACCCCUUCCCAAAAUCGCUUGAAUUUCAUCCUGCAGCAUGUGACAUACACCAGCACUAUCUACCAGUCAGGAGCUGUGGACAUUGUGAGUAUUGAAUUUGGGAGCUCAGUGGCUAAGUUUCCUGUGAAUAUCAACCAGCCCACCAUCCCCAAGUUGUUUGACCCUGGGCCAGAGAGGAAGCUCAGGAACCUGGUGACCAUUGCUACUAAGACUUUCCUUCGUCCCCACAAACUCCAGAUUUUACUUAAGAGUAUUCGGGAGUAUUACCCAGAUGUGACUGUGAUUGUGGCUGAUGACAGUGAGAAGCCAGAAAAGAUUGAUGAUAUUUAUGUGGAGCAUUACAUCAUGCCCUUUGGAAAGGGUUGGUUUGCUGGCAGAAAUUUGGCUGUGUCUCAGGUCACCACAAAGUAUGUGCUGUGGGUGGAUGAUGACUUUCUUUUCACAAAAACAACCAAGAUUGAGGCACUGGUAGAUGUCCUAGAGAAAACAGAGCUGGAUGUGGUUGGUGGCAGUGUGUCUGGGAAUGUAUUCCAGUUUAAGCUACUGAUGGAACAAGGUGAGGAUGGGGACUGCAUACACAAGAGGUCAGGCUAUUUCCAUGCCCUGGAUGGCUUCCCCAGCUGUGUGGUGACCAGUGGUGUUAUCAAUUUCUUCUUGGCUCACACUGAGAGCCUCCAAAGAGUUGGAUUUGAUCCCCGACUACAGAGAGUGGCACACACAGAGUUUUUCAUCGAUGGGCUAGGGAGUCUUCGUGUUGGAUCAUGCUCAAAUGUGGUUGUGAAUCACCAGACUCGUGCCCAAUCUUCUGACCCAGAUAAAGCUACCCUGGAAAAAGCCUACAAGAAGUUCCGAACUAACACUCAGGAUCAGGUCAAGUUCAAGUUGUCCCUCCACUACUUCAAGAACCAUCUCCAGUGCUACACUCAGAAGUGAGGUUGUGGGUAAUGUGGAAUGGGCCAAUGAGACUCUUCCAUGUAACUUACCUCCAAUCAAUAGAAAAGAGGGUAUGGAACAGACCACUCAGUAGUGAAAUGGCUCGAGUUGGCAGCUAGAAAAAUAGACUAACUGAUUAAAAAAAAGAACCAUGGAAUGGGUGCUUAGGUAGGAAGGACAAUUAGGUUAAGAUCAAUCUUUGGUUAGGGCUGUGAGCCUACCAGUGGUCAAGGUAAUAUGGAAUAUAACAACAAUAAUAUUGACACUUACAUAGAGUUUUAAUAUUUAUGAAGUUUUUUACUCACAACAAUACUGUGAGAUAUACAAUGAAAAUAUUAUCAUACCUAUCUUAUACAUGAGAAAGAUGAGGAUCAGAUUUGCUCAAAGCCAUAGUUACCUUUCCUUUGAACCACAUCAGACUUGUUGAUAGAAUUAUUGACAUGUCAGCCAUAAUGCUAAUACUAAUAACAAUACUUCACAACAUAGAGGUUCUAAGAAUCCUUUUUUUUUAGAAAAUAUAGAAUAACUGCAACAGAAUAUUGGCGGACAUUAGCUACAUGGCCCAUAUUUGCAACAUUCCAGUAACCCAACUAUGUUGGUAUAGAGGUUGAUAUAAUAUUCAUUGAGCACAAUUUCAGACAGUAUAAUAAUUUUAUGUAGUAAAAACAGUUUUAUCAUAUUUGAAUAAUUUAUGAAGCAGUGGUUUCUUCUUGAAAGAAUAUUAGUAAUUAUAUGCGUACUUUUUUAAAAAAUCAACUGAUAGUAUCAUUGUUAUUCUUAAGAAAUUUUUCAAUGACCCCAAGUCCAGAUGUAGUUUUUAUACAAAGUCACUUUGAUUUUUCCAUGAUGCAAUUUCCAAAAUGAAGUAGCAGGAUGCUGGAUGCUCUUAGCACAAGAAGCCACACGUGAAUCUUUGUCCUUGUAUCCUGACCUAGGAGAAAGAAAUAACUCUAUGUUUUUGCUACUCUAACAAAAGAGAACUGAGGAAGGAGUUUGCUGACAAUGGGGGAUGAUCAUUGAUCGUGAUUUGGACCUGAUACAGCAAUAGUGGGAGAAAUCUCCAUCUGUCAUCUGGAUCAUCUAGAUUAGAGGUCUUAACCUUUUCCAUGUUUCAUGGACUCCUCUGGUGGUCUGGUGAAAUCUAUUGUUUUCUUUUCAGAAUAACAUUUUUAGAUGCAUAAAAGAAAACAUGCAGGAUUAUAAAGAAAACCAAUCAUAUUAAAAUACAGUUAUUUAUUUUUAAAAAAUCUCCGGACCCCCAGUUUAAGACCUCCUAUUCUAGACUUUUUAAGUACAGCUCUUGAGAGUUUUUCUCAGUUAUUCUAGAUUCAUGGGGGCAUGGGUGGUAAAAGGAUUCCUUAAUCCAGGAAGACAUGGAAUCUUUUUAAAGUUGUUUUUCCUUCUUGGUUCUAAGAUGAUCUUCUUAAAGAGUUUUUAAUUCUUAAAUUAUAUCUUUAAUUUUAAAAAACCUUAGGCAAAUAAGUGGUUGCCAUACUCUUAAAUAAAGGCUUUUCCAAAAUCUGUUAGAAAAAGCAAAAGAACUUUGCCCUUAGACCAAUAAAAAACAA
Messenger RNA from Phascolarctos cinereus (koala), 3241 nucleotides. The record is from RefSeq and is a predicted model, not a curated record. Lineage: Eukaryota; Metazoa; Chordata; Mammalia; Diprotodontia; Phascolarctidae.